Trichomonas vaginalis G3 is the source of this 518-nucleotide messenger RNA. RefSeq names its product P-loop containing nucleoside triphosphate hydrolases family. NCBI's taxonomy places the organism in Eukaryota, Parabasalia, Trichomonadida, Trichomonadidae. The annotation marks the transcript as partial. The transcript has a single exon. Gene Ontology annotation, molecular function: DNA binding; hydrolase activity; ATP binding. The record is from RefSeq and is a predicted model, not a curated record.
AUGUUAGAAAAAAAGUUUGCUGACAUUGACAAGAAAUUUGAGAAUGUUUUGAAGAAGAACAAGAGGAAGUUAGAAAAUGCUCAGAUAAAGCCUAUACAUGAAAAGUUCUUAUUUGCUCAGAAUGGUAUAACAGGUCUAAUCGCACCACCUGGGUCGGGUAAGACUUUCACUUAUCUUAAAAUGGCUGCACAACAACAAGAACUAGAUGAGAAGAACCCAUUCUAUGAGUUAGUUGUUAUUUGUAGUACUUCUGGUCAAUUUGACCAGACCGUCAAUUCGUUCAAAGAUAUUAUAAAGAAGUCUAAGUUAGUAUGUAUAAAAGACUCUGAGUUGUUAGAUUGGAUAAAGAAGUACCAAAGAAGAGUUUUGAAGUACAAUGCUAUAAAUGAGUAUAUAAAUUCUAAGUUUAAAGACCCAAAUGAGGAAAUGCAGAGAAUAUUAGAGAAGAAACACUUCAGAAACAAACAGAAAGAGAUAGAAUACAUUUCGAAGAAAUUGCAAUCUUACGAUUGGAAAAC